UGCAGGCAGUGAUCGCUGUGUUCGCGGGGACGGCUUUCAUUGAUACUCCAGAGCAGAAAAUUGGGGGGAAGAAACAUGGCGAGGGCAGCCAAGAGCGCUUGUGUGCUAUGUAUGGAUGUCGGGUUUGCUAUGAGCCAUUCCAACCGAGGGGAAGAGUCUCCUUUCGAGCAAGCCAAGAAGAUUAUGAUGUUGUUCUUGCAGAGACAGGUUUUUGCAGAGAGUAAAGAUGAAACUGCGGUCGUCUUGUUUGGUACAGAUGGCACCGAUAAUGCCCUUGCCACCGAAGAUCAGUACCAAAACAUUACCGUGCAGAGGCAUUUGAUGCUUCCAGAUUUCGAACUCCUCGAAGACAUCCAAAAUGUAAUUCAGCCAGGUUCUUCCCAGGCAGACUUCUUGGACGCACUAGUUGUGUGUAUGGACAUCCUUCAGAAAGAGACUUUGGGGAAGAAAUAUGAGAAGCUUCACAUUGCCGUUUUCACGGACCUCAGCAGUCCCUUCAGCCCGGACGAAGUGGAGAUUAUUGUGGCUAACCUCAAAAAAGCUGGGAUAACCCUUCAGUUUUUCCUGCCCUUCCCUCUAGAUGUGGAAAAUGGUGACCGUGGUGAAGGGAGCAGAGGGGAUGCUGACAAUGCCCGUAGGCCACAAGGUCCUGGCAAAGGAUUGUCUGAUGAACAGAAAGAAGGCAUUGAGAUGGUGCAGAAGAUCAUGUCCUCUUUGGAAGGUGAAGAUGGGCUGGAUGAAGUGUAUACCUUCAGUGACAGCCUGGAACAACUGUCCAUCUUCAAGAAGAUUGAACGACGGCCGAUGGCUUGGCCUUGCCAGCUCACCAUAGGCUCUAAUCUUUCUAUACGAAUUGUGGGAUACAAAUCGAUCACAGAAGAGAAGGUGAAAAAGUCCUGGGCUGUCGUUGAUGCCAAAACUCUCAAUAAAGAGGAUGUUCAGAAGGAAACUGUGUUCUGUCUGGAUAAUGAUGAGGAGACAGAAAUCCAGAAAGAUGACACCAUUCAAGGGUUUCGUUAUGGAAGUGACAUUGUUCCUUUCUCAAAAGUGGAUCAAGAACAGAUGAAAUAUAAGACAGAAGCGAAAUGUUUUGCUGUUUUGGGCUUCACUAGAUCGUCACAGAUUGACAGAACUCAGUUUAUGGGAAAUCAAGUUGUCAAAAUCUUUCCUCCAAAGGAUGAUGAGGCUGCUACCGUGGCUCUCUCUGCCCUGAUUCACGCCCUGGAUGAGACUGACAUGGUGGCCAUUGUGCGUUACGCUUACGAUCGAAGAUCGAAUCCCCAAGUUGGUGUGGCUUUUCCUCAUGUUAAAGACAAAUACGAGUGCUUAGUGUAUGUUCAGCUCCCAUAUGCAGAGGAUCUCCGACAGUACUUAUUCGCCUCUCUCAAAAACAACAAGAAGUUUACUCCAACAGAUACCCAGCUGUCUGCUGUAGAUAACCUCAUUGACAGUAUGUGUUUGGUGCAUGAAGAUGAAGAUGGUAUCGAGGACUUAUUCAAGCCGAGCAAGAUUCCUAACCCCCAGUUCCAACGCUUGUUUCAAUGUUUACAGUUCAAAGCCUUUAACCCCGAUGAACCCUUGCCACCCGUAGAACAGCAUCUUUUGAACAUGCUGGAGAUGCCAUCAGAGGUUAAAGCCAGGUGUCAGACUCCUCUUCAAAAACUGAAGUCCUGCUUUCCUCUAAAGGAAGCGACAAAGAAGAAGGAGCAGAAGACCGGACAGGAUAUAUUCGAAGAAAAAAAUGAAGAACCUGACGCUAAGAAAGCUAAAACUGAAGAUGACGAUUUCAAUCUCAUGCAAAUGGCCGAUGGGAACAUCACAUCUGUGGGCAGUGUCAGUCCAGAUAAAGAUUUCCGUUUGUUGGUGAGACAGAAAACCACAAAUUUCAAGGAUGUGAGCAAUCAGCUGAUUAAUCGUAUCAACGAAUGCUUGGAAACCAAACAGACGCAGUACUAUCUGAAGGCUAUGAACUGUAUCAAAGCAUUCCGAGCUGAAGCCGUGCGGAUGUCUCAGGUUCAACUCUUUAAUGAUUUCCUUCAGUCCCUGAAAUCGAAGACUGAAGGCAGUAAAUUGAUGGAAUUCUGGGAAAUCGUUGUACAAGAUGACAUUUCCCUGAUCACGAGUGAAGAAUCGAAGGGUAGCUCUGUGACUCCUGAAGAAGCAAAGCUGUUCUUGACUCAAGAAGAAAUGAAAACAGAACCUACAAGCGUAGCAGACGAGGAAGAGGAUGUGGAUGAUUUGUUCGAUAUGAUUUAAUGUCCAACAAAAUAAACAGCUGAUGUGACGACUAAGCACUUAUUGGAUAUUCGAUGAAAGAUCAGCAGAAUUGUACUAUACCGGCUAACAGGAUCAGUUGAUCUCCUUGGCACUCAUUAUGUGUGUGUAUACUGUAUCUCCACUGGUCUCCUUAUUUACUGUAUGUGUAUAUAUACAUACACAGACAGUUACUCCUUUGGACAAAGGUGCCGUGGAAUUAAUUUCUACUCCAUGUUGGUAGCUGCAGCUUUAAAGGCUUUACAUUGUUGCUUUCACCAGCAAUUUUUUUAUUAAAUAUAUCCUACUUUUCUCAGGUUUAUAUCUGCAGUUACGGUAAGGGGAAGGGGGUUUCUGAUUCAUGUCAAUUUGUAGAAAACGUUAGGGAAAAGACAAAGAAGAGGAUAUUGAAGAACUAAAGCCACUCAAUUUUAAGACAUCUUGUAUGAUGCAUUAUUUGCACUAGAAAUGUUUAGAUCUUUAAUAUCAAAUCUGUCCUUGGCAAUGCAAAGCCUUUAUCUGGUCGUCCAGAGUUGUAUCAUAGUCAUAAUCUCCAUUAUCUCUGUCAUUGUUACAUGAGUGAGAAAUAUUGCCCAAAUAUCAUGUCUGAUUAUGUUGACAAGGUGAUGGGGGCCUCUAAAUGGUAACUUCAUAUUCCCCCUGAAUCCUGGAAAACGUGGUCCAAAAAAAUCUGGGUGUGGGUAAGGCAACAUCAUCCAUCACUGCUCUAAGGUUAUCUUUUUAAAACUGGUGGGAAUAGUAUGCUUUAGAUUCUCUCCAGAACACUAAAUUCUUACAUUUGUUUUGGCCUGGCCCGUUUAAAACACAUGUCACUUGCAUUCAUAUAAUAUAAAAAUAAUACAUAAUUGACAUUCCAGUUGUCCAUCCACAUGUGCAGUCAAGUUGAUUUUUGUAAGUCCUGCACUCAUUCUUAAAAGUGGGGAUGAUUUAAUAAGAUUUGAUCAUUUAAGUUUUGUUUACAUGUCAUGUACUUCUAAAAGUUCCAAUACUGCUCGCACAGAUUCAUUCAUUUUAUUAAUCCCAGAAUUGUUUAUAAUCUGAGGAAAUGGCAUGCAUGCAAGUUUAUCAGAAUAUUCAUUUCUUUAUCACCCAAAACGUGCCUUUUGAAGUUCUCAUUGGAGAAUCAUGUCCUGUGUAAGUCCCACUAAUGUUAAAAGUAAAU
Messenger RNA from Pelobates fuscus (common spadefoot toad), 3436 nucleotides. It is a transcript of the gene XRCC5, whose product is annotated as X-ray repair cross complementing 5. NCBI's taxonomy places the organism in Eukaryota, Metazoa, Chordata, Amphibia, Anura, Pelobatidae. The transcript is spliced from 21 exons. The coding region runs from base 76 to 2256 and encodes 726 amino acids. Gene Ontology annotation, cellular component: nucleus; Ku70:Ku80 complex. Gene Ontology annotation, biological process: DNA recombination; double-strand break repair via nonhomologous end joining; telomere maintenance. Gene Ontology annotation, molecular function: double-stranded DNA binding; telomeric repeat DNA binding; DNA helicase activity. The record is from RefSeq and is a predicted model, not a curated record.